Astyanax mexicanus (Mexican tetra) is the source of this 1380-nucleotide messenger RNA. RefSeq names its product amine sulfotransferase. The coding region runs from base 124 to 1023 and encodes 299 amino acids. Gene Ontology annotation, biological process: sulfation. Gene Ontology annotation, cellular component: cytoplasm. Gene Ontology annotation, molecular function: sulfotransferase activity. The record is from RefSeq and is a predicted model, not a curated record. Lineage: Eukaryota; Metazoa; Chordata; Actinopteri; Characiformes; Acestrorhamphidae. The transcript is spliced from 6 exons.
CUUUUUACUAGGUUCAAAGGUUGUCAGUGAGUUUAUAAGCCAGUGUCGCAUGCAGAGGAAUUUAGAGCAGUUCAGCUUCAAUUCACAGCGUAGCUCUCUAGGAACAGCGAGUUCUCCAGGAACAUGUCUAAACAAGAGUAUAAACUGCUUAGCGACAAGUUCUUUACCUACAAAGGCAUGGUGUUCCCUAUAGAUGAGGAACAUGACCAAAGCCCAGAGUACUUCGACAGUUUGCUGGACUUUAAGAUCAGGGAUGAUGAUGUCUUUGUGGUCACUUUCCCUAAAUCCGGUACUGUAUGGACACAGCGGAUCAUGACGCUCCUGUAUGAGGAGGACUUCCCCGAGUUGAAGAACGAGAUGACAUAUGAGCAGAUGCCGUGGAUAGAGUUUCUGAAAAAGGGAGAAGACUUCAACCUCCGUCGGUCACCCAGACUCUUCUGCUCCCACCUACAGCAGCAGCUAUUGCCCCUCGGCCUGCAGGGCAAAGGCAAGAUCAUCUAUGUCUACAGGAACCCCAAAGACAUCAUGACGUCAUAUUUCCACUUCACCCAGUUCAUGAAGCAGAUGGAGUGUCUGGAGUCGACCAAUGACAUGAUGGAGAAAUUCUUCAGCGGAAGGAUGUUGGGGGGCUCCUGGUUUGACCACAUCAGAGGAUGGUACACCAACAAGGACAAAUACAACAUUCUGUUUAUUAGCUAUGAAGAGAUGAUCAAGGACCUGCGGGCUGUGGUGGUGAGGAUUUGCAAGUUUGUGGGGAAGAAUCUGUCGGACGCUGUCAUCGACAGUGUGGUGGAGAAAACCAGCUUCAACUACAUGAAGAAAGACUCUUUAGCCAACUACGAGUUCCUGCCUGAGGAAAUCAAGAUCCCCGGCAAAGGGGGAUUCCUACGGAAAGGUACGGUGGGAGACUGGAAGAACGCACUAACGGUGGCGCAGAACGAACACUUUGAUCGUAUUUUCAAGGAAAAAAUGAAAGACAACUUGCUGAAAUUUGUGUGGGACAUCACUGAGCUAAAGGACUAAAAUAUCAUCAAUUUUAAUAACAAUAUUACUCACAAACACACACCAAUCAAGUGAUCCUGUUAGCAUGUUAGCAUGUAGAUGUUUGUGCUGGUUAGUUCAUUACAUUCACUCACAGAAUCACAGAUAAUGAGAAUAUAAAUACUGUACACUGGAUAUACAGCAAAUAAAACUACGACAUCGUAGCAACCUCUUGGAAUACCACCACAACAUCUCCCUGGAACACCACAGAUAACACCUGUCAUAGCAACUGCUUAUAGCCAUAUUGCCUGUAUUAACAUAUAUAAUAGAUAAAACCCUGGAUUGUGGCAUGAAAAUAACUGAUUGUUUUUAAGUAACUAAAUAAAUAAAGCAACAUCA